AUGGCGAGAGCGGGUGGCCUCCGUACCACGGAACUACGCAUCACGCCGCGGGUCGUACAGCGAGGCAAGAACGUCACAAUGUCUUGCCUAUUCCCACCUCACGAGUAUGGAGUCUACUCGGUUAAGUGGUACAAGGGAACUCAGGAGUUCUACCGGUACUCACCGCUAGAUUCACCCCAGAUAAGGCUGCUACCAGUCAAUGGGAUUAAAGUUGAUAGGUUAAGGUCGAAUGAGACACACGUAUUUUUAAUUCGGGUAGGAGCGAACCUCAGCGGCAACUACACGUGCGAGGCAAUACACAACUCACAUGCCUACCCUCAGUACAUGGCCUCAGCGAGGCUUGAUGUUGUUGCUGUAGGAGGUCUUCGAGCAACAGAUCUUCGGAUAUCCCCUCCAGUGGUGCAGAGAGGGAAUGACACGACUCUAGCGUGUCUGUACGAGCUGACAGACGCGCCCCUAUACUCCGUGAAGUGGUAUAGAGGGCGCCACGAGUUCUACCGCUACUCUCCCACAGAGAAUCCUACUACGAAGAUAUUUCCCUUCGCUGGAAUCAAUGUUGAUUUGGCGAGGUCCAAUCAGAGUCAAGUGGUGCUAACCAGGGUCAGUUUCGGUCUAUCCGGCAACUUCAGCUGCGAGGUAACAGCAGACGCGCCUUCCUUCGCCACCUCUAUCGUUUCUAACACUAUGGAGGUAGUUGCUCUCCCGCCAUCUUUGCCGGUAAUACAGACAGACAAGCAUUACUACGGCCCAGGCGACGUGCUCCACGCCAACUGCACAUCAGGACCAAGUCGACCACCGGCCGACCUCGUGUUCUUACUCAAUGACAUACCUCAUGAAGCAGAUGCUCACCAAGUCCACCCAGCGCCGGAGGGUCUCUUCCGUUCCGAGAUUUACAGCAGUAUACAGCUGUGGCCAGCCCACUAUGAACGUGGAGCUCCCAUACUGCGCUGUCAAGCCAAGAUCGUAGACCUUUACAAAGAUGAUGCAGCAGUUGCAUUGUAUUCAGGGAAUAGUCACCCUAAGAUUGAAAGAGCAAUUGUACAAAUGAUCAUAAAGUGA
This is a messenger RNA of Spodoptera littoralis (African cotton leafworm), 1059 nucleotides long. NCBI's taxonomy places the organism in Eukaryota, Metazoa, Arthropoda, Insecta, Lepidoptera, Noctuidae. The record is from the annotation of a GenBank genome assembly.